GAGAAAUAUUUUGACAUUUUCAAAUUUUGUGAAGUAUUCGGUAAAAAACUUGUGUUUAUUCGGACACAUAGUGAUAAAGAUACAGUUUCUUGCCACAAAAUGUAAUGAACAUUUUAGCUGAUGAAUUCUAGGGGAUUGAAAUGCGAUAAAGUACAUGAAAAUAAGAUAUAUUUAACUCGACAACUCUAUUAUCGCCCAUCACGAUCAUAAACAAUUUUGUUUAGGCAUUCAAUAUGAUGGAACUAAGCCUAUCACGGGUUGAUUACAUACAGGUAGGAGUCACAGCUCCAAAGACGAUGCGUCUACUCCCUCCUGCAGGAAAGAAGGAUCCAAUUCAAAAGAUCGCCAUAGCUGACCAGGAUGGUGUGUUACAGUGUUUUAACAUGAAGAAGGCUGAGCCAGUUCAUGCUUUCAAGACCCUCCCAGGCCAGAAAAUUAGUCGCAUGGAGCUUGGGGGUCCAGUAGGAGGUGUAAGGGAGAAGAUAUUUGUCGCCUCCGGGGCAGAGGUUCGUGGAUAUACCAAAAAAGGAAAGCAGUUUCUUGGGUUUGAUACAAAUCUUACGGAGACUAUUAAAACCAUGUAUGUCGAGGGCUCUGACUUGUUUCUCUGCGGCAACUACAUCUAUAACCACUACCGUGACUGCAAGGAUAUGAACUACUUCCUGUCAGCUGACAAAGUGAAUGACGUCAUAUGUUUGCCGACAGAUCAUAAUCCAGAUGUCACCCCAAUACUUGCCUGUCAGGACCGUGUAUUGAGAGUGCUCCAGGAUUCGGAAUUGCUAUAUGAGGUUGAAGUACCAGGACCUCCAACUACACUCAGUCUUUAUUCAAAUGACGGAGGUGAAGAUGGAAAUGAAAUCUGCUAUGGCACAUCCGAUGGAAAAUGUGGACUUGUUCAGAUUAAUAGGCAGCAACCAAUUCACAGAUGGGAGUUAGGAAAUGAGAAGAGAAAUGGAGGGGUUCUCUGCAUUGAUAAUUAUGACAUCACAGCUGAUGGAGUUCUUGAUUUGAUCGUUGGUCGUGACGAUGGCCUGGUUGAGAUAUAUGGAUACGAUGAGGCAGAUGAACCAGUUCUUCGUCAUAGCCAUCAAUGCAGUGAAAGUGUGACGUCAGUUCAGGGUGGUGUUGUUGCCUCGGCAGGAUAUGACGAGAUUGUUUGUGCUACUUAUGCAGGCUGGGUGUUGGGUAUAACAACAGAGCCCCAGAUAAAGGAGCAAUCUAACACACCAGGGGGCACCACACAGUCGUAUGUUGACAAAGCUGUGCAUCAAAAAAUAGGCACCUUAAAGCAAGAAUUAGAAGACCUCCAGCAGAAGGUUGUUAGGGAACGUGAACGCUACCAGACAACUGCACAUAACAAGAAAGCCAUCUCCGCUGUACCACACUUUAACAUUAACGACAAAUUCAUCCUGAGUCGGGAAGAUGCCAGUUACACGCUGAGUCUGGAAGUUCAAAUGGCAAUUGAUAAUGUGCUGUUACAGAGUGAUGUCCCUAUCGACUUACUUGAUGUAGAUAAGAACUCAGCAGUUGUUAGCUAUAGUGCCUGCAACCCAGAGGAAGGAAAUUUCCUACUGGCGACAUAUCGCUGUCAGGCAAACAUGACACGUCUUGAGUUGAAGAUUCGCUCAAUAGAGGGCCAGUAUGGUACAGUACAAGCCUAUGUGACACCCCGGUUACAACCUAAAACAUGCCAAGUUCGUCAGUAUCAUAUUAAACCCCUCAGUCUGCACCAGCGUACACACAACUUUGACGAAAACAGACACUACAACUCCUUGAUACUAACGGGCAACUUCAGUUUGGCGGAGAUUCAUUCGUGGGUCUGUUUCUGUCUCCCUGAGCUCCCUGAACGUACUCCUGCGGGAGACUCCGUAUCUUUUCACUUCCUGUCAUCGUUCUUGGACACCAUGUUAGACUGCUCCUACAAAAAAGGUGAAGGGAUAUUCCGAUCAGAUAACAUUUCUACGAUCUCCAUCUUGAAAGAUGUUUUAUCAAAAGAGGCAACAAGGAAGAAAAUCCACCUGAAUAUCAACUAUGAGAUAAAUGAUGCCUCUAUACCCUACACACUACAGCUGAUCCACCCUAAGCUUGAAUAUCAACUACUACUGGCUAAGAAGGUUCAACUUAUUGAUGCACUCAAGGAGCUACAAGUCCAUGAACAAGACAUCUCAUUCAUGUCACCUGAAUACCAACAGAUUCUCAAAGAUGCAGACAAACUCCAAGAAGAGUACAAGAAACAGCCCUGCCAUCUGGAAAGACUUUAUGGUAUGAUCACAGAUCUAUUUAUAGACAAAUACAAGUUCAAAGGUCAGAAUGUGAAGAGUCGUGUACCCCAUCUAUUGGAGGUUCUGGACAACUAUGAACUUCAAGGACUAAUUGAAUUCUUUCAGACUUCUUAACAGAGCAAACAGCAAUCCAGGAACCUUAUGCCUCUAAAAUAUUGUAUAUAGCAAUCUCCGAAAUUCAAGUGUGUUUCACAAUUUUAAGACGAAAUUAUGCGACAGACUUUUUCAAUAGAUCUUUACUUCUAUUGGUGAACCA
Molecule: messenger RNA, 2538 nt
Organism: Owenia fusiformis
Lineage: Eukaryota; Metazoa; Annelida; Polychaeta; Sabellida; Oweniidae
Source: the annotation of a GenBank genome assembly